Puntigrus tetrazona (Sumatra barb) is the source of this 659-nucleotide messenger RNA. RefSeq names its product deoxynucleoside triphosphate triphosphohydrolase SAMHD1-like. Gene Ontology annotation, molecular function: dGTPase activity. Bases 42 to 644 code for a protein of 200 amino acids. The transcript is spliced from 5 exons. Gene Ontology annotation, biological process: regulation of innate immune response; dGTP catabolic process; defense response to virus. Lineage: Eukaryota; Metazoa; Chordata; Actinopteri; Cypriniformes; Cyprinidae. The record is from RefSeq and is a predicted model, not a curated record. Gene Ontology annotation, cellular component: nucleus.
AUCUCUUUCUGACCCUGCAGUGGCCGUAUAAGGGCAGGCCGAUGGAGAAAUCCUUCCUGUACGAGAUAGUGGCAAACAAAAGAAAUGGUAUUGAUGUGGAUAAGUGGGAUUAUUUUGCAAGGGACUGUUACCAUCUCGGCAUACAGAACAACUUUGACUACCAGCGCUUCCUCAAAUUUGCUCGAGUGUGUGAAGUGAGAGGAAAGAAGCACAUCUGCACCAGAGACAAGGAAGUUGGCAAUCUCUACGACAUGUUCCACACACGUAACUGCCUCCAUCGCCGGGCGUACCAGCACAAAGUGGGCAACAUCAUUGAGACCAUGAUAACGGAGGCUUUUGUGAAAGCAGAUCCUCAUAUUCAGAUCCAUGGCUCUUCAGGGAGGAUCUUCACCAUCUCUUCAGCUAUAGAAGACAUGGAGGCCUACACUAAACUCACAGAUCACAUAUUUGAGCAGAUUCUGUACUCGUCUUUGCCGGAGCUGUCCGAGGCACAAGCCAUCCUGAACAACAUUGUCUGUAGACGGCUGUACAAGUGUGUGGGGCAGACCACACCAGAGAACCACCUGGACGCCUCACCGGUGAGAGAAACAAACAAGUGUCUGUGUGUUCUGAAAAUCAACAAAAGUCUCACGGGUUUUGAAUGACAUGAGAAUCAGUAA